This is a messenger RNA of Gopherus flavomarginatus (Mexican gopher tortoise), 5460 nucleotides long. It is a transcript of the gene MSH4, whose product is annotated as mutS homolog 4. Gene Ontology annotation, cellular component: nucleus. NCBI's taxonomy places the organism in Eukaryota, Metazoa, Chordata, Testudines, Testudinidae. Gene Ontology annotation, biological process: mismatch repair; reciprocal meiotic recombination. Bases 1241 to 4180 code for a protein of 979 amino acids. The record is from RefSeq and is a predicted model, not a curated record. Gene Ontology annotation, molecular function: mismatched DNA binding; ATP binding; ATP-dependent DNA damage sensor activity. The transcript has 20 exons.
GCUUUUGAUUUUGAUUAUAUAGAGAGGGAUUCCAUAUGCCCACAGAAUGCGCCACAGGCUGGUCCUGUGAAUGCUAUCAAAAGCCUUCUCAAAGUCUAUGAAUUUUAUGUAGAGCUGCCGUUGCCAUUCUAAGCAUAAGAAGAUAAGAAUGGCCAAAGGUCCAUCCAUCCCAGUAUCCUGUCUACUGACAGUGGCCAAUGCCAGGUGCCCCAGAGGGAGUGAACCUAACAGGUAAUGAUCAAAUGAUCUUUCUCCUGCCAUCCGUCUCCACCCUCUGACAAACAGAGUCUAAGAACACCAUUCCUUACCCAUCCUGGCUAAUAGCCAUUAAUGGACUUAACCUCCAUGAAUUUAUCUAGUUCUCUUUUGAACACUGUUACAAUCCUAACCUUCACAACCUCCUCAGGCAAGAAGUUCCACAGGUUGACUGUGUACUGUGUGAAGAACUUCCUUUUAUUUAUUUUAAACCUGCUGCCUGAAAAGUCCUAGCUUCUUUAAUCUCUCCUCAUAUGAGACCCAUUCCAAACCCCUAAUCACUUUAAUUGCCCUUCUCUGAACCUUUGUUCUGUUACUUUUCAUAGAGUGAAGAUCUGGUCUGUGCAUCCAUGCCCUUUCCAAAAACCGGUCUGUUCUUUCCUGAGAAUGCUACCAACUACCUCUGAUAUAUAUAUGCUGGACUAUGCUCUUACACAAUACAUUGCAUGGCACGGAUGAAAGAGUGAUACCACACCAGUUAUUCCAAUCACUGGGAGUUUCUUUCUUGGGUAUCUGCACUAUAACCCCACUGAACCCUAGACUGAAGAGCCCCUUAUUAAAUAGCUGUUCUCCAUGUAGAUAGGUAUAGACUGCGCUCCAGUCACCCUCAAUCUUAUCUUUGCUAAAUGAAGAGGAAGGGCAGGCACCCCUGGAGGAAAUCUUCAGGAAGAUGGGGUGAGGGGAAGCCCCUGGAGAAAAUACUGGUGCAGGGGAAGAGGAUUGGCGGGUGGCAGCGUAGGGUAUAUGGGCAGCACAGCGGAGCAGAGGGCUUGAGCUAGGAACAGCAUGUGGGACAAGGGGAACCUCCAGGCGCCUCCCCAAGGGACUUUUACAUCUUGUCUGCUCGGGCAGACGGGAACCAAACCCACUGUGCAGCAGCAGCUGUUUUGUACGCCCCCUCCCAUGUCGGGGAGUUAUAGGGCCAGCCCCAUGACAAACGGCAGGGCUCUUAUAAUUCCCAAAACAAAACGGCUUCCAGGCGGCCAUGGCAUACCGGAUUGCGGCAGAGGGCGCCCUUUCCUGUUUGCGCAUGCGCGGGUUUCAUAGCGUUGGCGGCGCCGCCAUUUUGUGUGUGGCCUCUGGUGCCUACGCUGAGGGGAUGCAGCGGGGAAGCGAGGAGAGGAGGCCGGUAGCGCGAGAGGAAGCCUCGGCUUCGGCUUCCUAUUCGGGCCGUUGUUCGUCCUCGUCCGGGGCGGAGCACCUGCCCCGCUACCACUUCGGGCUGUUGCAAACCCCGCUGAGCACGGCGGGCAGCGCUGGCGGCCGCUCGGGCGGUGGAGCGGAGCCGGCCGGCCCCCAGCGAGAGGCAAACUCCCUCGGCAGGGGCGUCAGCCCAGCGCCGGGGCCGCGGCUGUUCCCUGCGGCAGCAGGAGAUUCAUACUUUGGGGACAAGAGUUCGUAUGCAGAAAAUGUUAGCACAAUGAAUUUUACAAGCUCUUCUUCUGCAAGAGGACUAAAUAGUGCCUGGAUAGGAAAAACACCCCUCUCUUCUAGUAGAUCAGGUUGUAGAAGCAGGACUCCUCUCAUGGGAUAUUCAGUUACAUCCUCAUCUGCUGUCUCUGCUCAUUUGGUUGCAUCCGUUAUUGUAGCUGUAGUAGAAGGGAGAGGACUUGCCAGAGGUGAAGUAGGAAUGGCUAGUAUUGACUUAAAAAACCCUGAAGUGGUAUUAUCCCAAUUUGCGGACAAUACAACCUAUGCUAAGGUUAUCACAAAACUCAAGAUUUUAACACCAUUAGAAAUAAUAAUGUCAAAUACCGCUUGUGAUACAGGGAAUACAACCAAAUUGUUCAGUUUGAUAACAGAAAAUUUCAAGAACGUGACUUUUACUACUGUCCAAAGAAAAUACUUCAAUGAAACAAAGGGCUUGGAAUAUAUAGAACAGUUGUGUACAUCUGAAUUCGGCACUGUCCUAAUGGAGGUUCAGUCCAAGUAUUACUGUCUAGCAGCUGCUGCAGCUUUGCUAAAAUAUGUUGAAUUUAUUCAAAAUUCAGUUUAUGCUCCUAAGUCGCUCAAGGUUCGUUUCCAGGGAAGUGAGCAAACUGCUAUGAUAGAUUCAUCAUCAGCCCAAAAUCUUGAAUUGUUAACUAACAAUAGAGAUUCUCGGAAUGGUCACACUCUUUUUGGCGUUCUAAAUUAUACUAAAACUCCAGGUGGAAGCCGAAGACUUAGGUCUAAUAUCCUGGAGCCUCUGGUUGAUGCUGAAACAAUUAACACAAGAUUGGAUUGUGUUCAGGAACUACUCCAGGAUGAGGAGCUCUUUUUUAGUCUUCAGGCAGUGAUUUCAAGAUUCCUGGAUACUGAACAACUUCUUUCAAUUUUAGUACAAAUUCCAAAGCAAGAUACAGUUAAAGCUGCUGAAUCAAAAAUAACUAAUUUAAUCUAUCUGAAGCAUACUUUGGAACUUGUGGAUCCUCUAAAGGCUGCUUUGAAAAGCUGCAAGACACAUCUAUUAAAGGCAUAUUACAGUUCUCUGGAAGACAAAAGGUUUGGAAUCAUACUUGAAAAGAUUAAAACUGUCAUUAAUGAUGAUACAAGAUACACAAAAGGAUGCCUGAAUAUGAGGACCCAGAAGUGCUAUGCAGUCAGGCCAAAUAUCAAUGAAUUCCUUGAUAUAGCUCGUAGAACAUACACAGAGAUUGUAGAUGACAUAGCAGGAAUGAUAACACAGCUUGGAGAAAAAUACAGCCUACCUUUGAAGUUGAGUUUCAGUUCUGCUCGUGGAUUUUUUAUCCAAAUGAAUGCAGAGUGUGCAGUAUUACCUAAUGGUCAGCUUCCUUCAGAAUUUACAAAGAUCACUAAAAUGAAAAAUGCAUAUAGCUUUACUUCAGCAGACUUAAUUAAAAUGAAUGAAAGAUGCCAGGAGUCUUUGAGAGAAAUUUAUCACAUGACCUACUUGAUAGUGUGUAAACUACUGAGUGAAAUCUAUGAACAUAUCCAUUGCCUAUACAAACUCUCUGACACUGUGUCAAUGUUGGAUAUGUUGCUGUCAUUUGCCCAUGCCUGCACUCUUUCUGACUAUGUUCGUCCAGAAUUUACUGAUACCUUAGCAAUCAAGCAGGGAUGGCAUCCCAUUCUUGAAAAGAUAUCUGUGGAAAAACCUAUUUCUAAUAACACGUAUAUCACAGAAGGCAGCAAUUUUAUCAUUAUUACAGGACCAAAUAUGAGUGGUAAAUCAACUUAUCUGAAACAGAUUGCUCUCUGUCAAAUUAUGGCACAGAUUGGUUCUUAUGUCCCAGCAGAAUAUUCUUCUUUUAGAAUUGCUGAGCAAAUUUUCACUAGAAUUGGUAUGGAUGAUGACAUAGAAACAAAUUCAUCGACAUUCAUGAAGGAAAUGAAAGAGAUAACAUAUAUCAUACAAAAUGCUAAUGACAAAUCACUCAUCAUAAUUGAUGAACUUGGCAGAGGUACCAGCACUGAAGAAGGUAUUGGCAUUUGUUAUUCAGUGUGUGAAUAUCUACUGAGUUUAAAGGCAUUUACUCUAUUUGCUACACAUUUCCUGGAACUGUGUCACAUAGAUGCUUUAUAUCCCAAUGUGGAAAACAACCAUUUUGAAGUGCAACACGUGAGAAACGGUGCUGGAAAUAAGGAAAAAAUUACUUAUACUUACAUACUUUCGAAAGGACACACAGAGGAAAAAAACUAUGGAUUAAAAGCUGCAGAAGUUUCUUCUCUACCGCCAUCAAUAAUUUUGGAUGCAAAGGAGAUCACAACUCAUAUUGCUAGACAAAUUUUGCAAAAGCAAAGAACCACUCCUGAGACAUUAAGACAGAGGGCUGUAUACCAUCUAGCAACAAGGCUGGUUCAGACUGCAAGGAACUCUCGAUUGGAUCCAGACAGUUUGCGAAUAUUCUUGAAAGGCCUGAAAAAAAAGUAUGAAGCUGAUUGUCCUGUGUCUGGACAAGCACAAACUGAAGAUGGACAGUAAUUUAUAGCUUACACUGAUGGACUAAUUUAUUUGGUGAGGGCCAAAAUAUUCAUUUUCUGUAUCACUGACAUGUAAUAUUUUUUAUUUUUUAAAAUCUUUGAUUCUCAUCAUAAAUUAUAUUCACUAUUGAAGCAUCACAUUCCCUAUAUGUGGGUAUAAAUAGUUAUUCCUCUGAAGAAUUUUUUUUGGAGCAAAUUUUAAACAGAAGCAUUUAUUUUGUAUAAAUAGUAUAACUAUGAAACAAUUUUUUUCCAUAUGACUCUUGAUAUGUCAGUGAUGGCCAAAAGUCCCUAUAUUUUUAAAAACAGCAAAAGCAAGGAGGUUCUGAAGAGACUGAGGGUAGGGGCCCCACUCCAUUUUGCUAGUGAUUGGUGGAGACACUACUCCAACUCUUCUCUAGCAACAGAGGAUGGUGAAAGGUUUAUUUCAAAAUAGAAAAUUAACCCUUUUACAGAGUCUGUCAGUACACCUCUCCACCUCCUGGAGCUGGAUUAAAUCCUUCUAAGAAGCAUGGCCCCAGUGUGGAGAGAAGGAAUGGAUCAAACCAAAGAAAGGGAAUUGUGGUAGGCAGACAACUUAUUUGCUCUUCCUGGAUAUAACUCCCUGGAAAAUGAGGUGUUGUUCUGGCCUUCCACCAAAUGAUACCUAUCUGUGGAAUAGGUCAGUCAACAGCAAAGCCAGCAUCCUUGGCCUUUUUACAGAAAAUUGCACAUACAUUGACAUGGUUAAGCUUUUAGCAUUCCUGUUGCCUAAACAUUAAAGGAAUCUCAUUAACAUUAAAACUACAUUUGACUGAACAUGCUUUUCAUGUACUACAGUUGCAAGCAACAUCUAAGAUUAAUUCUCUAUAAUUAUGACAAAGACUAGAAAAAGUAUUAUUUCAGCUCUGUCUUUUCUGUUUGUUUUUUCGUGCAUUUGACAACACUUUAGUCACUUCACUCGAAUGUAGAUGGCUAGUUUUUCUGUCUAGUGUCAUGCAGUGAUAUAUUGACAUCACCUAUUAGCCAGAGGCAGGGCAUUUACCACACCUCUGGAAAUAAUUUUGGCUGAAGGUGGCCAAAUUUAAGGUCCAAUCACAGCUCUGAGUUGGGACCAGUCAGGAUCUCCCUCCACCUCAGUGGAAGCUCCAGGAGGGAUUCCCUUUAAUCUUGUGCCCACCUUCUCUUUAAGCAACCAAGUGGGGGCACAAACUAGCCUAUAAAAAGUUAAUUAAACUAUUCAUACUUUAAGGAUUUAUUUAAGUGUUUGUAUAAAUUUAAUAAAUAGCCUUUUCUAAAUUA